This is a messenger RNA of Anolis sagrei ordinatus, 15278 nucleotides long. The record is from RefSeq and is a predicted model, not a curated record. NCBI's taxonomy places the organism in Eukaryota, Metazoa, Chordata, Lepidosauria, Squamata, Anolidae.
GGGCCCCGCUGAAGGAGGAGGAGAAGAGACACCCCCCCUCCGCCCCCCGCCAUGUCCCUCCUCUGCGUCCGCGUGAAGAAAGCGAAGCUGCAAGGGCCGCCAGACAAGUUCAAUACCUACGUGACUCUGAAGGUGCAAAACGUGAAGAGCACCACGGUGGCCGUCCGGGGGGACCAGCCCUGCUGGGAGCAAGACUUCCUCUUCGAGAUCAGCCGCCUGGACCUGGGCCUGAUUGUGGAAGUCUGGAACAAAGGGCUCAUCUGGGACACGAUGGUGGGCACCGCCUGGAUCGCGCUGAGGGCCAUCCGCCAGUCGGAGGAGGAGGGGCCGGGGGAGUGGUCCACCCUGGAGGCGGAGGUCCUGAUGAAGGGCCACGAGGUCUGCGGCACCAAGAACCCCACCCCACACAAGAUUCUGAUGGACGCCCGGUUCGAGUUGCCUUUUGACAUUCCGGAGGAAGAAGCCCGCUACUGGACCCAGAAGCUCAAGCAGAUCAACUCCCUGGACGAAGACGAGGAGGUUUCCUUCAGGGAAGACGUCGUGGGGAUCCCGCCGCUGCCCUCCGCUGCCUCCCAGUGCUCGUUGGAGGAGCGCGACCACGACAGCGCGGCGGAGGACCGGGACAGCGACUACCGCAGCGAGGAGGCCAGCGGCAGCCUCCCCCCGCGCUUCCACACCACCGCCCAGCCCAACGCCUCCGUCCACCAGUUCCCCGUCGUGGUGUCCCGGCUGCAGCAGCAGGGCGCCCCCCGGGACCCCUGCGACCUCCUCGAAAGGGCCGUCGCUGUCAGCCAAGAGCCUUUAGUUAGCCACGGAAAAAUCAGGAUCAUUCCGUUUGAGAGCGAAUUCGGCCACGAAGAGCCUGGCGAGCGCUACGAGGAGUUGGGCAAGCAGCUCAUAGAGGACUUUUUGGAAAAGAGCCACAGGACGAGGACUUGGCACGGAGCCCAAAGCCCCCCCUUUCCAAGGAGAGAGACCCCUGCCCGCCACGACAGGCCCAGGUUUCCACAGAAAGUGGGCAUCACGGAGUCGGGGCGCCCCGGGGUGCCGUGCUAUCCCGAGGAGUACGACACGAUAGACAGGAGGAGGAAAAAGAAGCUCAGGUACAACAAUUUUGAGGAGCGCCAGUUGACGGGCACCCCACAAAAUAGCCACAUCCUGAGGCUGUCUCCCACGGCGGUUUCUCCGGGGAGCAUCAAGACGAGAACAGAUCGUGGUAUGUGCCUGGGUUAUGAGGAACCCGGGAAAUACGGGAGCGCCCUCGUCGAAAGCGAGGAGCAGUUGCCGGGGUACCCCCUUUUGCGCCCGUACAAAAACGGCCUUCUGGUCAAGAGUGGGAAGCUUCCCAAGAGCAAGCAAGCUGGCCGAGACUUUGGGGAUCAAGAGUGGGCGCCUCCGGAGCCGCCGGCAAACUGCUUUCUGCCGCUGGGCGCGCUCGAGGAGUUUGACAGCAGCGCCUCGGACGAGCCCCAGUACUCCCCCGCUUCGGACGAGGAGGAGGAGGAACUGGAGGAGAUCGCGAUCCUUUCACAAGCGCUGUGCGAGUCCAACCUCCGCCGGCUGGGGGACCACACCGGGAGCGCCACGGCCCUGCUGCAAGGGGAGAAGCGCCCGCACCGGGGCCGAGCCGGGAAGCCGGGCUUCCUCAAGCAGGACCUGGCCCUCUCCCCCGUGGAGGAGCCCACCGAGGAGUACGUGGACGCCAUGGACGAGCUGCAGUGCCUGGUGGAGACCGUCUCCGAGUACCUCCAUGAGAAGGAGGAGGAGAUCAGCAAGAUCGGGACCCUCCCCAAGAGCAAGAAUGCGGAGGAGCCUGCCGCUGCCGCCAAGGCCGCUGGUCCGGAGAAGAAGGCGGACGAGGAGAGCGCUGGCGCGGAGCCGAGCAGAGCCGCCCCGUCUGCGGAGGACGGCCAGGGCACCAAAGGCAUCUCCGAGGCGCUCCCGGACUUGAGCGGGGUGAAGAGCACGGUGAACUCCUUGUUCAGCUCCUUCACGGAGAAAGUGGGCUCGGGGACAAAGCACCUCACGGCCUCCGUGGAAAAGCUGGUGUCCUCCACUCCGGAGAAACACGACGCACCCUCCGAGGGAGGCAUCGCAAGCUUGUUCUCAAGUAAACCAGAAGUGAGAGCAAGCGGCAAAGUGGAGACCACGCUCUCCGCAGCAUCUCCCUCCCUGACUCAGAACAUUAGCGAGGAGGGGGCUGGGAAGGGCCGUGGGGGCCUCCCAGCCGAGAAGGCCAAGGCGGGCGACCAGGCGCCCCUCGUCCCCGGCACCCAGCACCCCCCCGCGAGUGAGGCCCAGGCCCAGCCUCCCCCUCAGAAUGCAGCCGGCUCCGUCGUGAACUCUGUCUUCGGCAUGCUCAACCCUUUGAAAAUCUUCUCCGAAAAAGAACCACCAAACAAGGAAACCGUGAAACCGGAGGAGCCCCCGAAGGUGGAGGCGUCACACGCGGUUGCCCCUGAAGUCAAGGUGAGCGAGCAGCCUUGUGGAGACGGCCAGAGAAGGCCUACAAAUGCCUCUGCCGAAGCGGCCAAGACCGAAACGGGCCCCGCCCCAAGUAGCAGUGGCCCCGUGUCCUCCAUCUUUGGCAAAUUCUCCAGCUCCGUCAGUUCCUUCAGCCUGAGAGCCAGUUUUGAGAACCUGGCUGUUCCCAAGCAGACCCCAGACCCACCAACGUCUUCAGAGGCUCCUCUCGCUUCAAAGCAGACAGACACAACUAGGGAGCAGCUGGGUGCGGUAGGAAACCAACACCCGGCAGGGAAGGUGCCGCAGAGCAAGCCAAGCGCAGACCCCAAGGCCCCCAUUGCGCAGCCGUCGGGGGACCCACCCGAGAGCUUCUUCAGCCCCCUCAAAAAGUCAUUCAGCCAGUUGCUGCUUCCUUCCUCUGAGGCAACUCCCACCUCAAACCAGCCCGGCAGAGCAGCCAAAGAACAACUGGGCCCUCCUGGCAGCGGCACAAGGGAGGCGAGGGCUCAGCCUUUGGGGCCUUCGGGGUCUUCGGGGCCAGGCGAGCCAUCUGAGGGCUUCUUCAGCCCCCUCAAAAAGUCAUUCAGCCAGUUGCUGCUUCCUUCUUCUGAGGCACCUCCCACCUCAAACCAGCCAGGUAGACUCACCAAAGAACAACUGGGUCCUUCCGGCAGCGGCACAAGGGAGGCGAGAGCUCAGCCUUCGGGGACUUUGGGGCCAGGCGACCCCUCUGAGGGCUUCUUCAGCCCCCUGAAAAAGUCUUUCAGCCAGUUGCUGCCUUCUUCUUCUUCGGAGGUGCCCCCCACUUCAAGCCAGCCAGAGAAAACCAUGAGAGAACCACCGGGCCCUUCUAGGAAUCAGCCCCCCGUAGGGAAGGUGCCGGAGGCCAAGCCAGGUGGGGGCGCGAGGGAGGCCAGCGCUCCGCCUUCGGGGCUUUCAGGGCCAGGCGACUCCUCUGAGGGCUUCUUCAGCCCCCUGAAAAAGUCUUUCAGCCAGUUGCUGCUCCCUUCUGCUUCUGAGCCUGUGCCGAAGGAGACCCCGCUGGGUCCGGGGAAAGGUCACCAGUCGGAAGACGAUGUGCGGAGGGCGGGUGCUGCAAAUAGCGAGCCCAGUUUCCCUUUCACCGGCAAGGUCCCGUUUCUGAGCAGCCUUGGCUUUUCAGAGAAGCAGACGGAUAAUAGAGAUAAUAGAGAUAACAGAGAGAAACCUGGGCUCUUCUCUUCCAUCCUGAGAGCGGCUUCUGUUGAAAACCUUCUGGCCCCAAAAGACCAACCUGACGAACGGCACGGGAGUGUGGAGAAGGACCUCAAAAGCAGCCGCUCGGGACCUGACCCAGCGGACCCUUCAAAGUCCCUCCCGGCUCCAGAUGGGCCAACGGACAAAGAAGGGCCAAUGAGGAGGAGGAGAGAUGCUGCUGAAGAUCAUGGCCGUCAUGCGCCAGGAGGUGGACACAAAAACUGGGCGGCCUCAGAUGGAUCAAAUAUCAUCCCGAGGGAACAUCAUUACAGUCCCGUGAGUUCUCAAGGCCUGAGGGAUUCCCAACACAAGGAGUCGGUGGUGUCCGCCAUGCCAGGAGGACCUGAGUUGAAUGCCACCGCUGGGAAACCCCCUCCGUCCAGCAGAAUCCCAGAAAGCAGGACGACGGAUGACCCUCCAAAGAAGCCAGCACAGCAAGGUCUGCUCUCAGGACUUUUCCACCUUUCCCCAUCUGACCACGUGACCCACAAGGAAGACCUGUCUGUGAAACACGAGGCAGACAACCAAAAGAGCGGUCAGCAACCUGGCCUACUUUCUGGAUUAUUUAAAUUUGCGUCGAAUGAAAAUGUGUCUGAAAGCAAGCCCGAGAAGACGAAAGCAAGUCCUUUGGGCGGCAUCAUGAAAAUCUUCGAAAGGAGCGAGGAGGAGGCGAGUCCUGGAGAGAGCACUCUCGACUCCCGCGUGGCUCCCGGGGGCUCCAAAGAGCGUGGCAGCGGAAGGCAGGAAGCGCCCGGCUUCAUCCACAAUUUGUUGCACAGACCAAAAGAAAAAGUCGAGGAGUGGGCGGCUGAGGCCUCCAGGACCAACGGUCACCUGCCCAAUGCAGUGGACAAGGAGCACGCGCCUAUCUGUCGGCGGUCUGUCUCCCAAAAUGCUCUCAAUUCUCAGGAAAACAUUCAGGAUUUGUCCAGGAAGCCCACCCUUUACAGGCGAGAUACUGAGUCCAGCAUUUAUCAGAAUGCUCUCCAUGAAAGCUCCAACGAACCCCUUAAUUCCAAACUGAACGGCCCCUCGGGACAGUACCUUGCCUUUGAGGAAACCAGGAGCUGUUCCAGUUACGACUGGGAGUACGACCCGGGAGACUUCUCCGCCGUGGCCCACCAGCUCUCCCUGCCGGUCUAUUACGUCUUGAACCAGAACUGCAUCCCAGUGGCUGAAUUCCUGGACUGGUCAGGCUCUAAUGACACCGUUGUGAAUUUGUGCAAAAAAGACAGAAACGCAAACAGGGUGGACUGGAGGUCAAACGCCAAUUUUGAUGUGCAGAGCCUAGAUUUUAGUGUAAUGUCCCACGAAUCAUUUGACCAGUUCAGCUUCCAAGACGCCGGUCUGGAAGAGAGCGAGGGGUGGGACCCUCACUCUCUGAACGGGAAUCUUCUUCCUCCGUUUGACAACAGUUACGUUUUGGAAGAUACGCCCAUGGACUUAAGCUACUCAUCCGCUUGCGAUGGCAAUAUGUGGACACUGAUUGACCACGAGUCCUUGAGCACGGACGGGAGUUUUGUGUACUCCUCUUACAGCCAGGAAUACCAGGACUGGCUGAUGCUGCUUGAGCAUGGGGUCUGGUGGCCCGCCGAAAAUGGCGUUUGCGGAUACUACAUGUAUAGCGACGGCCAGUAUGUUUAUUCUCUUCUCACCGAUGCUACCGGGCAGUAUGUCUACGUAUGCACUCCGGACAGCUACACACAACCGGACUACUGGGACUAUGACUAUCCCAGGAAUGCUCUGCAAAACAUGGUCUUGGAAGAUGACACGGUGGCUGUUUGUGGCUUCAAAGUGCCUCUCGACAACGAGGACGAGUUGUUCUGGUUUGCCGAAGAGGAGCCGUUGGAUAACGAUUACGUGAACAAGCCCCUUGACCUGUCUGUGGCCUUGCAGAGGAGCGAUCAGCUCAUGCACAUGAACCUGGAGACCUUCUCCCAGAUGUUUGAGGAGUCCAUCUAUUCCCAGAGGGAGCAGCCCCUGGACUUCUCGGGGUACAAACUCCAGAAACUCCGGGUGGACUUCAGGCCCGAGAGGGAGCCAGACCGCUACGGGGAGGAGCCUCCGCUGACCCUCGACCUGCGAGUGCACUCACGGGCGGCUUCCAGCACGAGGCGGAAAGAAGAGCCGAGCCAAACCCCGGCCGUGGCCACUGUUUCCGAAAGCGCGCAGUCCAGGCGCUUCGGCUUUCAUAUCUUCCAGUCGUCUGCUAAGCCCGAGCCUCCAGUGGCUCCUCGGAGUGCAGCAGAAGUGAAGACCACCGAAGAAGAGAAGAAGCCACCGGUGAACAAGGUCGCCUCUUUAUUUUCCACUUUGGGAGGCCUGAUUGGGAAAGGCUCCGAUGGGCCCGAGUCACUGGAAGAAUCAUCUGAGAAGAAAGCCGUUGCUCCCUCGGUGUCAUUGGACCACAAAAACGAGGCCCUUUCCGUGAUGCCACCCAGGAAAACAGGGGAGGACACGCAGCGCCGUCCGCCGGCUUCUGCUGAGCGUGAGGCAGAGGUCAAAAGCCCAGCCAGGCCUGCCAAACAAGACUCGGUCAAACAUGCCGUGCCAGAGCCACCUGGGAGCGCCCAGCAGAAGAGGGCCCCCUUGGCCAGGUCUCCCUCCCAGUUUGGCAUGGGCCCCACAGACAGCAAGCCCCGUCGCUCGGAGGAGGGCCCGAAGCCGGCUCCCCCCACAAGUCCGCAGGCACCGAAAGUGGCCGCGAAGGAGCCCCAGAAGACUCAGCCGGCCGCGGGGCAGGCGUCCACGGAGGGCGAGGGCACCUUCUUCAAGAGCGCUCUGAAGAUCUUCAGCCUGGGAGAAGAUGCGCCCACUGCUGCUCCCCCCAAUAAAAGCCAGGCUCCUGGGUUCUUCGACUUCUUCCAAACGCAAGUCAGCAAGGCGCCACCGCCCUCACCCACACCGCCCCCAAGUCAGGUCAGAAAAGAGCCUGAGAAGAAGCCGCUGGAGAAGACGGAGCCAGCGGGCAUCUCGUCGUUCUUUGGCUCCAUAGGAGAUCUCUUCAGAGCAGAUGCAGCCCCUUCCCCUCCAAGCACCACGGUCCCAGCAAAGAGCGGGAGCCAGAGCUCGUUGGCGACAAAGGAGAAGGUGGAUCCGCGUGGGGUGGGCCCACCGAGGAGCAAUGCCGCUACCACCGCUGCACCGGUCCCUCCAGGGCAAGCUGGCGUGGAAGUGGCCAAGAAGCCCGUUAGCCAUCACGAAGAGCCUCACAGGCAGGUUGGGAAGGAAGUGCCAGAACCCAAGGUCAUUCCUGCGGGAACCGUAGAGCAGAGGCCUGUCAUGGCGGCGGACCAGGUGCUCCCCAUGGCUGGGAACCAGAAGCCACCCAUUCAUGUGGGUCCUGGAGUGGGCCAACCCAGCCAGCCACCAGUGACACGGCACGGACCUGUAUCAUCACCAGGGCAGCAGCAGCAGCAGCGGGACCUCCGAGCAGGAACCGGGCCCAGCCAGGCCCAGCCAAGGCAGCCCCCUCAGCAGCCGCAGCCACAGCCGCCGCCCAAGGAGUCCGGGUUUAGCUUGCCGUUUGGCUUCUCGAUGCCCAAGCCACCGCAGCCAGCAACCCAGCCGCAGCAGCAGCAGCAGCAGCCUCCGGGCCCCAGGAGCCUCUUCUCCUUCUUCUCGGGCCCAGAGAAACCCACCGCCCAGCCUCCGGUGGCCCCCCAGGCCAAGCCCCCAGAAACCGAAGGCCUGUUCAAGAUGCCCUCCUUUCUCUCAGGGGGUGCCACUGAAAGAAAGAACGUGCCCCAGAGCAGCUCCAGCUUCAGCUUCUUCAACCUGACCUCCUUCUUGGAUGAAAAGCCGCCACCCCCUGCCCCCGAAAAGGGGGGCCUUGCCAGGCCUCAGCCCCAGCCGGCAAGCAACCUUGCAAAGCCACCUAUGCAGCAAGCCAACGCAAAGCCCUCCAUGAAGCAGUGUGUUUCCGUGGACUCAGGUAUUGGCACGGCCAGCCGGCAGAACCUGGAGAAGCAAGGGGCGGCAGCGGCUGGCAUUAUCGACGCCGUCCUCGGUAAGCAGGAAGCUGUCGGCUCGAAGAGUAAGCCGAAUGACGUGGAGGCCUCUGUAGCCACACAUGUGGCUGAAGGUGGUUCUGUCUCUGGGUUGGCAGGGGAACAGGACUUGGAGAAAUUUGGGGAAGUCCCUGGACAGCAGGAGGUUCUUGGCUUGGAGAGGAAAGCAGAGGCACCAAGUGCUCCUGCCACCGAAGGCGAAGCGAAAGCAAGAAGUGAGGUGGAAAUGCUGUCCGUGGCCAGUCAGCCUCUGGAGGAUGAGAGAAAGAGUGAGGACGGCCCAUCGUAUCCUGAUCCUAGCCAUCAAGUUGGUAUGCCGGAGGAGGACAGCACGCGCUUCCCUCUGGAGACCCCCAAACCCGCAGGAGGGCUGGAGGAGGGCGGAGGGGAGAGCGACAUCGGUGAGAGGGCCGUUGCGCCCUGCGUGCGGGAUGACAUUUCUGGGAUCCCAGAGCCCAGUUCGGAUGCUGACAGGACGUCAGUGGAUGUCACGGCCCCCACUGCUGCUGCUGAUGCUCCUGAAGACACAACACAACAGAUGGGGGCGGAAGGGAAGCCCCAGGAGCCCGGCGUGAGCCUCGCUGAUGCCAAGCCAGUGGGGAGCAGCCCCUCUUUGAAGGAUGGGGCCCAAGAGGCCCAGGGCCAGAAACCUUUCCCCCAAAUGCCAGCAGUGCCUCCUCACGCGCAGGAGAAGCCCAAAGAGCCCGAGAGUGAGAAAUCCGUCCUGGAUAGCUCCGUUGAAAUGUUCUCCAGUUUCAUGACCAAAAUGCAGCCCACCAAAACCUUGUCUGGCUUCUUCUCCCAGGCCCCAGCCCCGGCCCCUGCAGUGCCGGGGCCACAAAAGAAGAGCGCGUCCUUCUUUGGCUUUUCCUCCCUCCCCAGCGGCCCUUCUCCAUCCCUGACCGGCGACUUCUUUGGCAUCUUCAAAGGGGCCGCAGCAGAGGAGACCCCGGCAAAGGCCUCGAAACCUCAGGAUGGCGGUCCCAGAGCCAGGGGGGCCGCAAGCCCUGGUCCUGGCAAAGGAGCCCCCAAACCCGACCAGGCACCUAAAGCAGAACCGUCAGAGAUAAAGGCACCGAAUGUCCCGAAACAACACGAUGAAAUGCCCAGAGGAGAAGCCACAGAUGUCCCCAAAGAAGCAGGAGCCUUGGUCUUGCCCGAGGAUAACACGGCAAUAGACGGUUCUGCUAAAAUGGACGCUAAAGCAAGUGACGCAUCCGAGAAAGUCCAAGAGCCCCCACCAGAUGCCUCAGAAACACAAGUCCCUGGAAAGGAUCAGGGCCCUGAAGUGGAACAACUGGGUGCCGAUGUGGUGGCUUCAGAUCAAACAAGGCCUGUUGAGUUGUGUAGUUCAGCUGACACAGAAACGGCUGCGAUGCCGGAGUCAACGGAGGGAGGUCUGGAGACUUUGGGAGGAGGAUCUCUUCCAUCUGCAGAAGAGUCCUCUGUCCCGGAACAAGAGGCUAGCGUUGCCCAGGUGGAGAUGGAGGAAACCCAGAAGCUGGAACCUGAAGUUGGCAAGCAGGACAGAGGUGGGACCGAGGAUGCCUCAUCAGUUGGUCCACCAACUGGAGAAGAAGCCAUAAGCAGUGAGGAGGUACUUGCUGAUGUUCUCCAACCAGAGACAUUGGGAUCCUUGGAAAGGGAGUCAAAAACUUCUGGAAGCGAAGGCCACGAUUUGCUCCACAAGGACCUGGGUGUUGCAACCAAAGAACGUCCCUCUGAAUCUCUUCCCGUAAAAAGUAGCGUAGAGCAGACUAAGCCUGCUAGCGUUUCCACAGACGGCACCAGUGCCAGCUCCAGGCCCGUCUUUGAAAUCCCAAGCAUGCCCACUUUGCCGAAAUUCGGCUUCAUGUCUUCAGCUGAGAGUACCAAGACCUUUGGCUCCUUCUUCUCCUCUCAGCCGCCUUCUGCAGGCAAAAACACAGCUGAGCCACAGAGCCUCGUGUCCAGCUUCAACAAGUUCUCCUCCUCUCUCUUUGGGGGAGGAGCGGGCGAGGAGAAGGCCCCCGCCCCCGAAAGCGCCCAGGGGUCCUCCGUCUUUGGGAAGAAGCUGGACUUCUCCCUUCCCUGGCAGAAGGAGGCCAAGGAGGCCGGCGUCAAGAGGGAUGCCGAGGCACUGCUCAAGCCGGCGGCCUCCAAGCAAGACGUCCCCUCCUCACCUGCCGUGCCCAAGCCGGAGUCCCAGGAGCCACAUGCAGCCCCCAAAGAGGCGGAGCAAGUGCUGGAUACAAUCGGGAUGGUGCCGGGUCUAGAUGUUCCUCCCACAGCUGGACAGCUUCCCGUGGAGCCUGACCACGUGACUAAGGAUGCUCCAGAAGAAGGUCCAGCGCAUCUGGCUUCCGUUAAACCCAGCCAAGAGGCAGAGACGGAAAUGGCCAAAGAACCGAAUGAAGAGCUGGACGCCGUCCCCACCGAGACCCCAGAGCCUUCCUUGGGAGAACCAGGAGAAAGCGUGGAACGUGUCCAGGAUCAAGCGGAGCAGAAGGAAGGCCUUCCUGGUCCGGAAACGGGGGCCCUCGCCCCGGAAUUGCCACCGCCGGGUGCAGAGGGGACCCCGGAGCCGCCCAAGAAGAGAAGUCCGGCCGGGAGCAGCCGGUUCGGCUCUUCCUGCAACAUUAGUCGGGGCAGCUCCCAGCUGAGCGACUUGGACCUUCUCCAGGGGAGCGCCCCCGGGUCCGAGCCGGAGGAAGAGCCCCCCGAAGGGCCCCCCGCCUCCCCCCUCCUGGAGGACGACGACGAGCACAGGCCGAGCGCCAAGCCGCACGAGGCCCCGGAGGGAGCGCCCAUUGAGAGGGAGAAGGUGCCGGAGAAGGAGGAGACAAGCAGGGGGCCCGCCCUGGCACCCCCAGCCGCAGCGCCAGGAGGGCCCAGAGAGAUUGCUCCAAAGACGCCUGUCAGUUUCCCCGAUGAAGGCGAGGCUCCGCUGUUUCCGCCCGCCAGAGCCCGCUGGGUCCGCGCCAUCAACAAAGUGAGGCUGCAGCUGCAGGAGGGCCAGGAGGAUGGCGACCCGUCCAAGUCACCGUGGUUCAAAGGAGGCCCGCCCGGAGGCCUCUACGGCAUCGACAGCAUGCCGGACCUGCGCAAGAGGAAGCCCAUCCCGCUCGUCAGCGACCUGUCGCUGGUCCAGUCCCGGAAGGCCGGAAUCACCUCUGCGAUGGCCACCCGAACAUCCCUCAAGGACGAGGAGCUGAAAUCCCACGUCUACCGGAAGACCCUGCAGGCCCUGAUCUACCCCAUCUCCUGCACCACGCCCCACAACUUCGAGGUCUGGACGGCCACCACCCCCACCUACUGCUAUGAGUGCGAGGGGCUGCUCUGGGGCAUCGCCCGGCAAGGCAUGCGCUGCACCGAGUGCGGGGUCAAGUGCCACGAGAAGUGCCAGGACCUGCUCAACGCAGACUGCCUACAGAGAGCGGCCGAGAAGAGCUCGAAGCACGGGGCGGAGGACCGCACCCAGAACAUCAUCAUGGCCAUGAAGGACCGCAUGAAGAUCCGGGAGAGGAACAAGCCGGAGAUCUUUGACCUGAUCCGGGACGUCUUCAGCGAGAGCAAGGCCACUCACGCCCAGCAGAUGAAGACGGUCAAGCAGAGCGUCCUGGACGGCACCUCCAAGUGGUCGGCCAAGAUCACCAUCACCGUGGUCUGUGCACAGGGCUUGCAGGCCAAAGACAAGACGGGCUCCAGCGACCCCUACGUGACGGUGCAGGUGGGCAAGACCAAGAAGAGGACCAAGACCAUCUUCGGGAACCUGAACCCCAUUUGGGACGAGAAGUUCCACUUCGAGUGCCACAACUCCUCCGACCGCAUCAAGGUCCGUGUCUGGGACGAGGACGACGACAUCAAGUCCCGGGUGAAGCAGCGGCUGAAGCGCGAGUCGGACGACUUCCUGGGGCAGACCAUCAUCGAGGUGCGCACGCUGAGCGGAGAGAUGGACGUCUGGUACAACCUGGAGAAACGGACGGACAAGUCUGCCGUGUCGGGGGCCAUCCGGCUGCAGAUCAACGUGGAGAUCAAGGGGGAGGAGAAGGUGGCGCCCUACCACGUCCAGUACACCUGCCUCCACGAGAACCUCUUCCACCACCUGACGGACGUCCAGGGCAGCGGCGUGGUGAGGAUCCCGGAGGCCAAGGGGGACGACGCCUGGAAGGUCUACUUUGACGAAACGGGGCAGGAGAUCGUGGACGAGUUCGCCAUGCGCUACGGCAUCGAGUCCAUCUACCAGGCCAUGACGCACUUUGCGUGCCUCUCCUCCAAGUACAUGUGCCCGGGGGUCCCGGCCGUGAUGAGCACCUUGCUGGCCAACAUCAACGCCUACUACGCCCACACCUCCGCCUCCACCAACGUCUCCGCCUCCGACCGCUUCUCUGCUUCCAACUUCGGGAAAGAGCGUUUUGUGAAGCUCCUGGACCAGCUCCACAACUCCCUCCGGAUCGACCUCUCCAUGUACCGGAACAACUUCCCGGCCAGCAGCAAGGAGCGCCUGCAGGACCUGAAGUCGACGGUGGACCUCCUGACCAGCAUCACCUUCUUCCGGAUGAAGGUGCAGGAGCUGCAGAGCCCCCCUCGGGCCGGCCAGGUGGUCAAGGACUGCGUCAAGGCGUGCCUCAACUCCACCUACGAAUACAUCUUCAACAACUGCCAGGAACUCUACAGCCGCGAAUACCAGGCCGACCCCAACAAAGCCGCGGAGGAGGAGGCAGCGGCGGCGGAGGAGCAGGGCCCCAGCAUCCAGAACCUGGACUUCUGGCCCAAACUCAUCACCCUCAUCGUCUCCAUCAUCGAGGAGGACAAGAACUCCUACGCCCCCGUCCUCAACCAGUUCCCGCAGGAACUUGCGGUUGGGAAGAUCAGUGCGGAGGUGAUGUGGAACCUCUUUGCUCAGGACAUGAAGUACGCCAUGGAAGAACACGAGCGGCACCGGUUGUGCAAGAGCGCCGACUACAUGAACCUGCACUUCAAGGUGAAAUGGCUCUACAACGAAUAUGUCUGCAGCCUCCCGGCCUCCAAGGGGAUCGUGCCCGACUACCCCGCGUGGUUUGAGCAGUUUGUGAUGCAGUGGCUGGAGGAGAACGAGGAGGUCUCCAUGGAGUUCAUGCACGGCGCCCUGGAGAGGGACAAGAAGGACGGGUUCCAGCAGACGUCGGAGCACGCGCUCUUCUCCUGCUCGGUGGUGGACGUCUUCACGCAGCUCAACCAGAGCUUUGAGAUCAUCAAGAAGCUGGAGUGCCCCGACCCGGCCAUCGUGGCCCAUUACAUGCGCCGCUUCGCCAAGACCAUCGGGAAGGUGCUCAUGCAGUACGCGGAGAUCGUCAGCCGGGGCUUCCAGGCCUUCUGCGCCAAGGAGAAAGUGCCCUGCAUCCUGAUGAACAACAUCCAGCAGCUGAGGGUCCAGCUGGAGAAGAUGUUUGAGGCCAUGGGCGCCAAGGAGCUGGAUCCGGAGGCCAGCGACUCCCUGAAGGAGCUCCAGGUGAAGCUCAACAACGUCCUGGACGAGCUCAGCGCCGUCUUUGGCAACAGCUUCCAGGCACGGAUCGACGACUGCGUCAAGCAGAUGUCCGACAUCCUCUGCCAGGUGAAGGGGGCCGGGAAUGCCCCCCCAAACGUGGUGGCCCAAGACGCCGACAACGUCCUCCGGCCCCUCAUGGACUUCCUGGACGGAAAGCUCACCAUGAAGAAGUCCCACCGCUUUUGGGUGAUGGUGGUGGUUCUCAUCUGCGUCGUCAUCUACGCCAGCUUUGUCACUCGGCACCAUUCGGAGCCUCCGCCACCCCAUCGGGACAAAGCCGUCAUCCUCAACAAUGGCUCCACAACGAUCCGCCUCGACGGGAGUGUCUACGAGGACUUCUUCCCGCAGCUCCAGCACUACCAGUGCCAUGAGCUGGUCUCCCAGGAGGACCUGUGCCAGAAGGACCUCUCCCCAAAGGGCCCUCCACUGCUCCUCCUGGCCAUCAAGUCCCACCCGGCCUCCCACCAUCGGAGGUCCAUCCUACGCCGUACCUGGGCCCAACCGAGAGAGACGGGGGGCUUCCAAUUGAGGCACGUCUUCCUCAUGGCCACGGACCCCCACACUAAACACUCCAACUUGGCGUGGGAGGAGAGCAAAGGCAUCGGAGACAUCCUGAUGUGGGAUUUUGCGGAGUCGCACCACAACCUGGCUCUCAAAGAGCGGUGCUUCCUGCAGUGGGCGCAAAGGCACUGCCAGCAAGCGGCCUUCGUCUUCAAAGUUUCCGUGGAUCCCUCGAUGCUUUGGGGGGGGGGGUUGUGGUGCAUGCAGGGGGGGCAUCCCCCUCCCCUUCCUCUUCUCCGCGUAACCUUUCCCACUUGUCUGUCUCUCUUUCUGUUCUGCUCCAAGGGGACACAGCUGAUUUUCAGCGCGGCCAAAGAACUGGGACACUUGUCGAAGCUGAAGGACCAUAUGGUCAAGGAGGAGACGCGGAGCCUGACCCCCAAGCAGUGCGCGGUGCUAGAGCUGGCUCUCGACACCAUCAAGCAAUACUUCCACGCCGGGGGGAACGGCCUGAAGAAGACCUUCCUGGAGAAGAGCUCCGACCUGCAGUCGCUGCGCUACGCCCUCUCCCUCUACACCCAGACCACCGACACCCUCAUCAAGACCUUCGUCCAGACCCAGACGGCACAAGGCUCCGGCGUGGACGACCCCGUGGGUGAAGUGUCCAUCCAGAUUGACCUGUACACGCACCCGGGCUCCGGGGAGCACAAGGUGACGGUGAAAGUCGUGGCCGCCAACGACCUCAAGUGGCAAACGUCCGGCAUGUUCCGCCCCUUUGUGGAGAUCACCAUGAUCGGGCCGCACCAGAGCGACAAGAAGCGGAAGUUCACCACCAAGUCCAAGAGCAACAGCUGGUCCCCAAAGUACAACGAGACUUUCCACUUCCUCCUGGGCAACGAGGACGGGCCGGACGCCUACGAGCUGCAGGUGUGCGUGAAGGACUACUGCUUUGCCCGGGAGGACCGUGUGCUGGGGCUGGCGGUCAUGCAGCUGCGGGACGUGGCGGACAAGGGCAGCUGCGCCUGCUGGUGCCCGCUGGGGCGGCGCGUCCACAUGGACGACACGGGGCUGACCGUCCUGCGCAUCCUCUCCCAGAGGACCAACGACGAGGUGGCCCGGGAGUUCGUCAAGCUCAAGUCCGAGUCCCGCUCCGCCGAGGAGGGCAGCUGAUCCAUGUGCGGCGGCGGUGGCGCUUGCGCCCUGUGCGGUGACGCCUGCGAGGUGUGCGCAGUUGGACCUCCAAAGCUUCAGCGGGCAGAGCGUUGCAGCCCAAAUAAGUCCGGCGGUCAGUUGCGCAGAGGAGCUGCUGCGGCGACAGUGGACUUGGGACGUAUUUCGCGAAUGUUGAGCAGGAACAGAACGGGAAGGGUUCUAGUUGGGGGUGGAGACAGUCUCUGGGGUUGCGCUCCUGCCUUGCGUGGCCUCUCCAGAGUCGGUACCACGAGGAGGAGGAGGAGGAGGGACCCAUGAGCCAGGCGCACCUUUAAGAGGAAGGAUCUGGACACUGGGGGGAAAUGGUGGGCCUGGAGGGGAGCGGGCCUAAAUGGCGUCGUUAU